UUUAAGCAGCUCUUAUGUAUAAAUACUAGGUAGCUAUCGUAGCUACUUAUUGGUUCAGUAUUUCAAAAACAAGUCGCUAGAUCAGUCGUGUUAAACCUAAAUAUAAACAUGUUUGUUGAUAAGAGGAGAUACAGUGUUGUGUUAACAUUCUUUUGCGUAUCAGCGCUCGCAGCGCCACCGUCUCAGACUAAAGUGUAUCGAACAGAUUACACUUACAGCAAGCACACUGAUGCCUUCUACAAACUGCACACAGAGUCCCGUUCGAUGGUGAAAGCCAGGGAGAAAUGUGACACAGAAGGUGCUAAACUGAUGGUUCCCCUGCCGCAAGAUAUUAUUCAGCUUCACGCCAUGUUCAAACUGUUUCCCGACCUCGGGGAAUACGUUCUGGUGGAGUCGGAUAGACAAACGCACGACCCUGCUGGGAGCAGCGAUGAAGUGCCAAUGGUUACGAUGGAUACGGAACCCGUGUACGAUGCAAUGCAAUGUGAAGUGGUGACUCGCAACGGUGAGAUCGAAUCCACCGUUUGCUGGCGACAGGCGCCUUUCAUUUGCAAAGUGGAUGCUUCCAGUGCGCCGUACGACGAACAAUGCGGCACUUACGGCAAAGAUUAUAUACCAAAGAAGACGGUGGGAAGCUGCUACAAGAUACCAGAAAUCGUGUACUCGUGGAACGAGGCAUAUGCAGAGUGCGAAGCGGAAGGGGCGCAUCUGGUGGUGCUCAACUCGGAAGCUGAACAUGAGGUGGUGAAGACCAUAAUGGAAACUGCCGCUCCGGUGCGAGGCUCCAAGACAACCUACUUCUUCUUCGCCGGCAUCCGGGCCAACCACCCCACGAACGGCACACCGAGAGUCUUCAAGACUAUCACGAAUCAAACCCUAGAAGAGGCGGGCUACUUCCAGUGGAGCGACAACGAGCCCAACAACUUCGAGGACUCGGAGUACUGCGGCUCCUUGUUCAAGAACGACGGGAAAUAUAACGAUCUCAACUGCUCCCACGAGUAUGCCUUUAUAUGCGAGAAAGAGACGCAGUUACUUUGAACUAAGUGUACACGUGUUUUAAGAGGCAAGACCAGUCGUCAUUUCUCCAUACAAACGUACUCGACUGUUUCCUUCGAGGUUUUUGACCAAUGAUUUGUUUUGUUCACAGAUUAAUACUAUUAAUAUAUGUGUCGGACUGUUUUGCUUUUUUUUUAAGCGCUAUAAGAAUUCAAUUGACUGGCGCAAAGAAAAGCAUAGAAUUCAAAACUUACACCAACUAGCCCAAAAAGAAAAACAGUCCGACUCAGACAAUUUCGUUACAAUUCAGAUUUCAAAGUUUCGUUACAUAUUACGAGUUAACCUCGAUUUUUGAGAUUUUAACGUAGGAUUUUCGCUUAAGCUGCAGUUAUCCCAACGCACUACUUUUAGGAGCCGCCCCCAUCAGCGCGACGGAUAUAUUCACCAAUCUGAGAAGGGGCUUCACUGACCUUUCCUCUUAACUUUCAUAUUAAAUACUUUGAUUUUG
This is a messenger RNA of Cydia pomonella (codling moth), 1504 nucleotides long. RefSeq lists its product as uncharacterized. Bases 109 to 1038 code for a protein of 309 amino acids. NCBI's taxonomy places the organism in Eukaryota, Metazoa, Arthropoda, Insecta, Lepidoptera, Tortricidae. The record is from RefSeq and is a predicted model, not a curated record. The transcript is spliced from 7 exons. Gene Ontology annotation, molecular function: signaling receptor activity.